GGAAUCAGCCCUUUUGAAUGCGCGGGGGCUUCCUUCACUGAACAGAAUGACGCCAGUUCUCAUGAGUCAGACAGCUCUAGGAUCGCGCUGCGGGCUGCACUGACUGUGCAUACGUGCUGGGGAGUCAGUGUCGCUCCCUUUGAAUUCGGCGCGGGCGUACUUGCUUGCCACAGUAAGGGUGCACAUAGCCUCCCGCUCUCACUCUGCAAUCCUCAGUAGGCUGAAUUGGGAAUAAGUUCCAUAGUAAAUUUAGGAUCGCGCCGCUGCUCAGCUGCAAAUGUAUAGAAACAUUCAUAGGAUGGCGCUGGUCGGCUGCAGGUCUUCUCAGUGGACAUAAACCUCGCAUCCGCGGCAUUUACUUCCAAGUACGCGCGGUCAGGCUCCGGCCGCUGAAAAUGGCUACUUGGGAGUAAUUCCCAUUGGGUUAAUGGAGCAAUGUCUGGAUAAGCAUGCUUAGACCUGGAAGGGGUGGAAGGGAGACGGGAUUUGGGGUGGCAUCAUCUAAUUGCAGUCCCCUCUAGACGCGUUUACUCGUGAAUAAACCCUACUGUGUUUCAUUAUGGCCAUCUACUCAAAACAAGCGUGCCCGCCACAGCCGCGCAAUCUGAUCCUGAGUGCUUAACGGGUUAGUAUGCACAGCUAGGUGGCCAGAUUUGGUUUUUUAAAAGCCAAAUUCUGGCGUACGGCCCAUUUGACCUACGAGUAUACCCCUUAGGUUCUGGCCACUCAGAACUCUUUGCAAAGGAGGUUUCGCGCGGGCGCUUUCCAUGGACUAGCUCGCUCUUUUCUGUACCCUUCUUUCUAAAAUGGAACCUGAAGCACAUUUCUAUGCCGAUCUUUCGCUUGAGUAACGCUUUGCACCCCACGGAUUGCUCCAUCAGAUUCAGCUACGACGAUCACCCCAUUUUGGAGCAGGGGGAGAGCAACUGCCCCUAUUCAUCCCAGCACAGUGUGCUUCCCAGAGAUGGUUAUUGUAUCUAGAACAGCAGUUCCCAACCUUUCCCUUUAUGCAGACCACUGCAUCGUCAUCAAAAACUGAAGCAGACCAUCACGCCCUCAUCAUCCCCUACAAAGAAUAAGCGAUGCCACCAGAACUGCAGACACAGCUGAACAACACCCCAAAGAUCAUCCAAGGGGAUCUGAAGAGUCUGGUGCCAGGUGUGAGGGACUUCAUAGAAAGCAAUGCCAGGCUGUGCCAGCCAGAGGCCAUCCAUAUCUGUGAUGGAUCAGAAGACGAGAACAGGAACAUCUUGGAGCUCAUGGUAGAACAAGGCAUGAUUCGGAAGCUGGGCAAAUAUGAGAACUGCUGGUUGGCUUGCACAGAUCCAAGGGACGUGGCAAGAAUUGAGAGCAAAACUGUGAUUGUCACGCAGGAGCAGAGAGAUACUAUUCCAGUCCCCCAAAGUGGUGUAAGCCAGCUGGGGCGCUGGAUGUCAGAAGAAGAUUUUGAGAAAGCUUUCAGCGUCAGAUUCCCUGGGUGCAUGAAAGGGCGCAUCAUGUAUGUCAUCCCUUUCAGCAUGGGGCCCAUUGGUUCUCCUUUAGCCAAGUUUGGGAUUGAGCUGACAGAUUCUCCUUAUGUGGUGGUCAGCAUGAGAAUCAUGACUCGGAUGGGAACAUCUGUCCUUGAAGCCCUUGGCAAUGGGGAAUUUGUAAAAUGCCUCCAUUCGGUUGGGUGCCCUCUGCCAUUAAAAAAGCCUCUGGUAAAUAACUGGCCGUGUAACCCAGAUUUGACUCUGAUUGCUCACAUCCCUGAUCACAGAGAGAUCAUUUCCUUUGGCAGCGGUUAUGGAGGAAAUUCCCUACUGGGAAAGAAGUGCUUUGCUCUCAGGAUUGCCAGCAGGAUUGCCAAGGAAGAGGGCUGGCUUGCUGAGCACAUGCUGAUCUUGGGUAUCACAAAUCCAGAAGGUGUAAAGAAAUACUUUGCUGCCGCUUUCCCCAGUGCAUGUGGGAAAACGAAUUUGGCCAUGAUGAAUCCAACUCUGCCAGGAUGGAAAAUUGAGUGCGUUGGGGAUGAUAUUGCUUGGAUGAAAUUUGAUGAACAAGGUAACUUAAGAGCUAUCAACCCAGAGAAUGGCUUCUUCGGAGUUGCUCCUGGAACAUCCGUGAAGACAAAUCCCAAUGCUAUGAAGACCAUACAGAAGAACACCAUCUUCACCAACGUAGGAGAAACCAGUGAUGGGGGCAUAUACUGGGAAGGCAUUGAUAAACAGCUUGCACCAGGCAUCACACUCACUUCAUGGAAAAACAAGGAAUGGACUGCUAAGAAUGAGGAGCCUUGUGCUCACCCCAAUUCCCGAUUCUGCACCCCUGCCAACCAAUGCCCAAUUAUUGAUCCUGCUUGGGAGAGUCCAAAAGGCGUGCCAAUUGAGGGUAUCAUAUUUGGAGGCCGAAGACCUGAAGGUGUCCCUCUGGUCUACGAAGCCCUUAACUGGCAGCAUGGGGUGUUCAUAGGUGCAACGAUGCGAUCAGAAGCAACAGCUGCUGCUGAACACAAAGGCAAAAUCAUUAUGCACGACCCCUUUGCUAUGAGGCCUUUCUUUGGCUACAACUUUGGCCAGUAUCUCUCCCACUGGCUUAGCAUGGCACAUCGACCUGCAGCAAAGCUGCCCAAGAUCUUUCAUGUCAACUGGUUCCGGAAGGACAAGCAAGGAAGAUUCUUAUGGCCUGGCUAUGGCGAGAACUCCCGCGUGUUGGAAUGGAUGUUCAACCGGAUCCAGGGAGCGGGCUGUGCACGGCUCACUGCCAUUGGCUACGUCCCAGAUGACACGGGCUUGGACUUGAAAGGCUUGGAAGGCAUCAGCAUGCAGGAACUGUGUGAUGUUUGCAAAGAUUUCUGGGAGAAGGAGGUGGAAGAAAUCAAGAAGUAUUUUGAAGAGCAAGUGAAUGCUGACCUCCCCUAUGAAAUGGAAAGGGAAGUUCUUGCACUGGAGCAGAGAAUAAAGCAGCUAUAACUGAUCAAACUGUUACAUAACUCCACGCCUUGACAAAACAUGAAAGAAGCACUCUCUCUACUAGUUCCCCUGUCUGGAAGCACAAAAAUAGCAGGCAGAGAGUUAUGGCCGGAGCGAUCACUUCUGAAGGCCAGCUGACACAGUAAUACUUACACUGCUCAGACAUUGCUUGAUAAGCUAUUGAAGCAGAGGUUAUCAAGCCAAUCAGGCUUAUUACUUGAUAAGCUUGCUGCCACUGAUAAGUACUACAGUCACAAGAAAAGCUGUCUCCGAAUAGCUACAGUCCUCAUGUAAUCUUGCUAAUAUUCUUGGAGGUGUGAGUGUAUCACUCUCCCUCCCUUCCUUCAUUCAUUCAUUCCCAUUAACUGCUGAUGCAGCAAGCAGGGCUACUGCACAGCUGCUGGCAAUCAAGGGAUGGAUAAAGAACCACUCACCACCACUUCUAGUUUACCAUCCUCUAAAGCACCUUUUCAUACAUCUCUCUGUAUGGCUUUCACAGCUGUGUGUACACAUUUGGGUGUAAUACGUAGUUUGGCCCUGUGCUGUUGGUCAUUGGCUGAGAUACUGCGCAAAGUUCUGCACGCGUUGUAAUGUAACAUGGAUACAGUUGCGCAAGGGCGUUCUGGCACAAGCACAAAAAUUUCGCCAGCUGAGUUGCGCGGCAGUGCGGCCAUUGGAAAUAACAGCCAUACUACAGGUGGCCGUUAUUAUCUGCAGACUGGGUCUUAGAGACCCAGUUUCAUUAUCCAUGAGUAGAAAAAGAGGCAAAUCCACCAGUCCACAGUUUUGAAUGGCUGGGAAUGACUUCCAGUGUCAUUUCCAGCCGCUAUUUUCCUGCAGAGCAUAAUUUUGUGGCUUUAAAAAAAAAAGUGAAUAUUUGACCAUUUUUGCGGGUGGAGGGGGAGCAUUGCUGGAGAAUAAGAUAUUGUCCUCCGAUUAUUUCAGCCCCCCUUGCUUAGGAACCUAGCCCUCCACCACAAUUCCCAUUGACUCAAGGUUUUGUUAUUCACAGUUUCUGUAUUCGCACCUAUAGACAAGAACGGAACUGCCAUGAAUAACAAGGGCCACCUGCAUUGUGGAAGUAUCUUUACACCAUUUUUGCAUCCAUGCAGGAGUGCACCUGAGCAACUGCAUGCAUGUUCCAUUACAGCAUGCAUGCAACUUUGAGCAGUGUGCAUCUGUAUAAGUCACACCAACUGUGCUUUAUCUACAUGUACAGUCUCGGAGUGAGAUUUGCAGAUGUUUGUUUUCAUAUAUCUCCAUUAAAGACCAGUGAGCCAGGUCAUUGUAGGAGAACCCACACAGCAACACUUAAAGAAGCAGCAAAGAAAGUAGUUAGCUGUAAGGAUGUGUUUAGAACUUUUAAAAAAGAACUUGUUUGGAAAGAUGAAGCCUGCAGCUGGCCACGGUUGUUGCAGUGCCUGUUUGCUAAGGAAUAUUUUCUGUGUGCCUUUAAUUUUGUAUAGAUUAUGACUCUGUGAUGUUAGGAAGUUCAUGUUAAACUCUAAAGUAAUAAAAUGAGCUUUUAUAUGCAA
Hemicordylus capensis (graceful crag lizard) is the source of this 4486-nucleotide messenger RNA. RefSeq names its product phosphoenolpyruvate carboxykinase 1 (gene PCK1). Gene Ontology annotation, biological process: response to starvation; cellular response to dexamethasone stimulus; hepatocyte differentiation. The transcript is spliced from 11 exons. Gene Ontology annotation, molecular function: phosphoenolpyruvate carboxykinase (GTP) activity; manganese ion binding; GTP binding. Bases 1083 to 2951 code for a protein of 622 amino acids. The record is from RefSeq and is a predicted model, not a curated record. Gene Ontology annotation, cellular component: cytosol; mitochondrion. Lineage: Eukaryota; Metazoa; Chordata; Lepidosauria; Squamata; Cordylidae.